AAUUUUCUAUUUUACGAUCUAUGACAAACAUUGAUAAAUGUUGAAUGUUUCGAUACUGUGCUGAUAAUAUUAGUUAAAAGCUAUUAAAUUUGUUUAAUAACGCAUUUAUAAACAUGAAUGAAACAUUCUGAAACUUUUCGACGUAAACGCUUGAACAUAACCUCAUAUAACCUUUCGACAAAUUUCGAACUGUUAUGUCACUAAAGUGUUAUGCUUACAAAAAUAUUUGUGUAACAACAACACGUUCUCUAACGUGAUUAAUUUAUUUCAAAGUGUGCAUGCAAUAGUCAACGAGUCUUUACGAUGUCUGUACUAAUCAAAUUAUCGAAAUUGCCAAAAAAUUUCAAAUCUUUCGAUAAUGUUUUUCAAAUGUGCCCAAGACGAAAUGAAAGUUUUUCGUCGGCUACUCGGCAGUCCUCGACAACAAAAACAAUAUUUAAGACAAGUUUAUUGGGAAUUUCUGUCGGAGUCCUUGUUACAGCAGGUUACUCGUGGUAUUCGGAUAUACAGAAAUCGAAAACUUAUCAUCUCGAUGGAAAGGAAUAUAAAAUCAAAGUGCUAAAAGAAAAACCAUCGGUACCAGUUUCAAGACAGAUAAUUUCACCAACCGAUUCGAGUGGAUUAAAGCUGACCCUUUUUCAAUAUCAAACAUGCCCCUUCUGUUGUAAGGUCAGAGUUUUCUUGGAUUACUAUGGUCUAUCUUACGAUGUUGUGGAAGUAGAUCCGGUAUUACGUAAAGAGAUAUCAUGGUCAUCUUACAAAAAAGUACCAAUACUUUUAACACAAGUAGAAUCUGGCUAUCAACCUCUAAACGAUAGUUCAAUGAUCAUAUCGUUAAUAGCAUCGCAUUUGAAAGACAAAUCGCAAAAAGUUAACGAGUUAGUAGAAUAUUAUCCGUAUAUAGCGAUGCACGAUGAAAAGAGCAAAUUAAAACAUGAAAUUAUGAACAAAUAUUUUUUAAUGUAUAAAGACACGUUGCCAGAAAAUAAGAACCUGGAUGACAUCAUAAACGAACGUAAAUGGAGAAAGUGGGCGGACGAUGAACUUGUCCAUACACUCUCGCCGAAUGUAUACAGAACACUCGACGAAGCUUAUAAUACUUUCAACUGGUUUUCAGAAGUUGGCAGAUGGGAAGAAUAUUUUCCGACAUGGGAACGAUUAAUAAUGAUAAAUGUGGGCGCUAUAGCUAUGUGGAUGAUAUCGAAACGUCUAAAACGGAGACACGAUCUAAAAGAUGAUGUGCGCCAAUCGCUCUACGACGAAGUUAACAAAUGGUUACGUGCCAUUAAGAAACGCGGUGGUAAAUUUAUGGGAGGCGAGAAGCCCAAUUUAUCAGAUCUUGCUGUUUAUGGAAUUCUGAAAAGUAUAGAAGGCUGUAAUGCCUUUAAAGAUGUUUUAAGUAACACAAAGCUCGAAACAUGGUAUAAUGCUAUGAUGAAAGAAGUGGAUGCACAUUCUGGAAGCAAAUACCUGGCUAAUUGAACAAUGUAAAUAUCAAUUAAUUUCUUUGAAAUCAGUUAGUAUUACUUAACUUAUCUUCAUUGAGAUUAUUACGUUUAAAUGAAUUGAAUCUGCAAUUAUCGAAUGUUAUUUUUAACUUUUUAAACCGAAGUUUAAAGAAAAAAAUAAUUUAUUAUACUUCUGUAAAAAACUAGAUAUACAGCUGCAUUUCACAUUUUACAUUUAUAUAGUACGUAGUAUUCGUGAAUAUAAGUCAAACAAGAAUAAAAGGAAUAUAAAAAAUUAUGUUUGUGUUUUGAAUAUUAUCGAGGGUAAUGCGAAAAAGAUUAUAAAAAUCUUACGAUUUGCACUAAUAUAAUGUAAAUAUUGUUAAAUAAUAAGGAUAAAAAAAACUGGGUAAUUCAAAGCAGAGCGCAACAAUCUUUUGAGAAGUGGUAAAUGAUCAUUUUUACUUGGAAUUUC
Molecule: messenger RNA, 1923 nt
Organism: Hylaeus volcanicus
Lineage: Eukaryota; Metazoa; Arthropoda; Insecta; Hymenoptera; Colletidae
Gene: Su(P)
Product: prostaglandin E synthase 2
Exons: 5
Coding region: 304-1482 (392 amino acids)
Cellular component (GO): mitochondrion
Molecular function (GO): prostaglandin-E synthase activity
Source: RefSeq, a predicted model, not a curated record